AUGAAGAAUAAUCGACCGCCAGUCAGUUAUAAUCGACCGCCAGUCAGUUAUAAUCGACCGCCAGUCAGUUUUGAUCGACCGCCAGUCAGUUAUGAUCGACCGUCAGUCAGUUAUGAUCGACCGCCAGUCAGUUAUAAUCGACCGCCAGUCAGUUAUAAUCGACCUUAUAAUCGACCGCCAGUCAGUUAUAAUCGAUCGCCAGUCAGUUAUGAUCGACCGCCAGUCAGUUAUGAUCGACCGCCAGUCAGUUAUGAUCGACCGCCAGUCAGUUAUAAUCGACCGCCAGUCAGUUAUGAACGACCGCCAGCCAGUUAUGAUCGACCGCCAGUCAGUUUUAAUCGACCGCCAGUCAGUUUUAAUCGACCGCCAGUCAGUUUUAAUCGACCGCCAGUCAAUUUUAAUCGACCGCCAGUCAGUUAUAAUCGACAGCCAGUCAGUUAUAAUCGACCGCCAGUCAGUUAUAAUCGACCGCCAGUCAGUUUUAAUCGACCGCCAGACAGUUAA
Messenger RNA from Bradysia coprophila, 504 nucleotides. RefSeq names its product extensin-1-like. The record is from RefSeq and is a predicted model, not a curated record. NCBI's taxonomy places the organism in Eukaryota, Metazoa, Arthropoda, Insecta, Diptera, Sciaridae.